Gymnodraco acuticeps is the source of this 1650-nucleotide messenger RNA. It is a transcript of the gene cunh2orf68, whose product is annotated as chromosome unknown C2orf68 homolog. The record is from RefSeq and is a predicted model, not a curated record. The coding region runs from base 201 to 713 and encodes 170 amino acids. The transcript is spliced from 4 exons. NCBI's taxonomy places the organism in Eukaryota, Metazoa, Chordata, Actinopteri, Perciformes, Bathydraconidae.
GAAAAUGUCUCUUUAAAACAAUGUUUAUUUUCGAGCUAUUAUUAAAUUGUAAACUCGGGGAAUGUUUUAGUUGGACAACGAUUUACCGUUAGCUAGCAUGUAGCUUUUUGUCAUGUCUGUGGAUCUGCCUGAGACUUGUUGCAAUCCUUAACGUUUAUUAUCUCACAAAUAUUAUCACCGCUUUGGAACAUUUUGUUGAAAUGGAUAUUUUAGGAGAAGAUGAAUUGGACGAGCUGAAAUACAAACGGUCUGGGCGCUUGGAUAUGAGCCACGGCUUCCUGCACCAUAUCCGGAGGAACCAGAUUGCUAGAGAUGACUAUGAUAAAUCGGUGAAGCAAGCCAAAGAGGUGCAGGAGGCAAAAGAGCUCCAGCGGCGGAGGAAUACCACGACCCCUAGACGACCCCGUCGACCUGAUAUCCAGGUGUACGAUCCUCGACGCAGACAUGAUUCAGAUCCAGGGGCCGGUGCUGAGGCAGAGGAGUCCAAUGAGAGCGGGUCCAGCACAGAAACAGAGACCCAUGGCACUGAACUCUUUUGGCUCGACUACCAGGCGGACUCUGGUACCCUUACCUCAUUCCUUGUGCACAAGGAGGACAAGCCUGAGAGGUUAGUGCAGCGUGUAGCAGAGAAAAACAUAUUGGAUUCAGCCAUGAGGGCAGCUCUGGAGACUCGACUUCGAAAGGAAAUUGAAAAAAGACGAGGAAAACGCUGACUGAACAGAAAAUUGUGAUGACAUAGCGGGUCUUCAGGCAAAGACGAGCAAUACUUAAUUUGCAGUUCUGCACUCCUACAAAGCAUGAACGCUGUUGACAGUGCAUAAUGAGAGCUCUGGGAUGACGUACUGUCCACAGAGAUCCAGCUAGAUGAGCAUCCAGAUGUCAAUCCAGCUUCUGUUUUCGAGAAGGAACCGCACAGAUUCAGUCCGCAACAAUAGGCAGGUUGGUGCAGUCGACUGUCAGGUUCGGGUUUACUACAUUUCACUCACUUUGGAUUGUUACCUCAUGCCCUCAUUCAUAACGUUAAGGAUGGUUCAUACACCUUCAAGUUCACUUAAAAACAACGUUGAUGAUUUCAGAAAGUUAAAGGUAGGGUAUGUAAGUUUGAGAAACCGGCUCGAGAUACACUUUUUGUUAUAUUCCAUGGAAUGCUCUUAACAUCCAGAUAGCAAUGAAUAUCUUAAUGGUUUCUCAAACUUACAUACCUUACAUUUAAAGUCAGAGAGGAGUGAGUAUUAUUUGACAGAGAGCAUCGCCACCUUCCUCCGCAGUUACACAUGUCCUGAAUUUCUUGUGUUUACAAAUGUCUAGUUUUUAUAAACAAAAUGUUUACUUUUUGGUAAAAUGCUGUGAAUGGAAAGUCAGUGAAAUCAGCGAUUUUGUGUUUAAAACAUUUGAGAAUAUCUUCUUUUGGAGAGAAUAGUGGAGGUGGCCAUGACAAUGUGUUUGUGUGUCUUCUGUCUUUUGUUGUGUUUUCAGUAUUCUUAUUUAUUUUGGAUUGUUGAAAUACUUUUAUUUUUGAUACUGUAAUAUUUUUGAGGACAUACCUCUUUACGUAUAAAAUGACGUACUGUAUAUAAAAGCCAUUUAUACUGUCCAAAUGUGUCUGGAUUUAGACGUGUGGAAUUAAACGGCCAUAACGUGUGAACACAU